AAACAAUGGGCGGGGAGCGCAGUAUGUCGUUACCCGUAUCUGAGUACGUUCACUGUCACGUGGGCUGCUGGCUCAAGUUUUGUACAUUUUCCAGUAUCGCUGCAUAAAUUAGUACCCAAAAAAUGUCGAGAAAACUUAUUCUCGCUAUAGUUCUACUUGCCUCGUCGUUGACCGUGUUGGAGUGCGCAUUCAACUUCUUUCGGAGAAAGACCUACAAAAUUCAUAAGUUUCUCGAUUCUAAAGAACCUAUAUGGACGUACACAACGAGCAGACGCACGGACAUUUUAUGCGAAGUGGAUGUGAUGAUAAACAUUUCCGCCACUGCAAUAAAUUUCACUCGAGCGUCUUACGACCGCAAAGGAAGAACAUCUGCGGUAUUGCAUGGCGAAUUCCACGAACGCCGAAAGAAGCACAUGCUUGUGCACACAGAAGGGGGUGUUUAUGACCUGCACGAAGAGAUGCUCUACAUGAGUUCUGAUCACAGCUGCGCAGUGUUCAUGGUCACAAGAUUGUUCGGCGGUACAUUUCGCAGCUAUGAUUUGCGACUCAGAAAUUCAUCUGUGGCAAAAGGGCCUCGAAGAGACUGUGUUAGAAAAUUCAAGAGGCGUGACCUUAGAGGACAAGUGAUCUACAGACCAAUGUGCCAAAACAUACUCCACAGCAAAGAACCAGGAACGAUGACGAAUUCCACAGUCGAAGACUAGCCAUUGGCCAAGUGGAGCGCUAACGUAUUUUUUGUAAACGUAUCUACAAACAUAACGUCUUCUAUAAAGCAAAUUUGAAUACGUUAUUGUGACACCGCUUGGUGAUUCUGAGAUAUACGACUAAAGACGUUACUUCUGUAU
Molecule: messenger RNA, 845 nt
Organism: Rhipicephalus microplus (southern cattle tick)
Lineage: Eukaryota; Metazoa; Arthropoda; Arachnida; Ixodida; Ixodidae
Source: RefSeq, a predicted model, not a curated record